Messenger RNA from Colletotrichum abscissum, 423 nucleotides. RefSeq lists its product as uncharacterized. NCBI's taxonomy places the organism in Eukaryota, Fungi, Ascomycota, Sordariomycetes, Glomerellales, Glomerellaceae. The record is from RefSeq and is a predicted model, not a curated record. The coding region runs from base 1 to 423 and encodes 140 amino acids. The transcript is spliced from 2 exons.
AUGGGGCGGCAUCGCGAGGCUUUUGGAGAGGCAAAACCGUUCAGCAAGCCUACGAACAUGUACAAAUAUGGCGCACAACAAGAAAAAGGCACUUCUCCCCGACUUCAGGUCCGGUCGGCAUGGCACAAGGUCUGGGACCAGUUACCGUCUACUCUGGAUUAUUCCCACCAGCUAAUGAUGUGCGAGAAUUCAGCUGGGCCAGCUCACGUAGAGUCCGACGGUGCUACUAUUGUGCCCUCCGAACGGCAUGAAAGCACCGUUCGUAAUAUUAUUCUCGAGAGUUUAGACAGGCCUGCUACUCUAUGGUCCGAGAUGGAAGCCGGUGCCACCCGCUGUUUCACUCAUCAACCAACCUCAAGCAACUUGACCCCUUGGGAGACUCAUUUGCUGUCGUAUUGUAAUGACAUGAUAUUCUUUCUGUAA